ACUACACAACCCGUAGAGCUCACAUACUGAGCGUGCGCAUCAAGUGUGGACAGAGCAGAAAGGGUGGAUAAACUGCAAGUACAGGAUCGCUGGAUGCAUUCAAGAACUACAAAUUCAGAUCGAGUUGCGCAGUAUGAAUUUCUAGCCAUUUAAAUAUACGUGCAAAAUGGCUGCACAGGUCGACUUGGGCCGUAUUAAAGUAGAAAAUCAUGUAAGGGACAGCCUUGGUAAAUUAGCCAAAGAAAAGAAGAAAAAGAACAAGAGGGAGCUGUCACCAUCAACGGAUAAACGCCAGCGUUCAUCCGAAAAGGAAGCAAAGAAAGUGAAGCUCCAUCAUCACCACCACCAUCACCCACAACAUGUUCAACAGCAGCGAAUACACCAGCCGCAUCAGAAUGGUCAACCACAACCACGCAACUCCAGCACCGAAAAAACUACUCUGCACCACCAGCAUUAUCACCACCAUCACCACAACAACACCAAAGGCGCAAAGGACACGCACCCUCAACCUCCUCUGCCUGCGCAGAAGGUGGUAUCUGCAGCAGCCAAGUUGGACAGGAAAAAAAAAACGGUUCUGCCGCCUGGACAGUUCACUUUCACGCCCCUCAAAGUGGCCAAGCCCAAGGACAAGAUACAGGAGAACAAGGCAAAGCACAGUGAGAAAGAGCUCAAACUCAAGAAGGAAAACACAGAGGCUAACGUGAAACAUGGGGUAGGCCUAUGUAAGAAAAACAAAGAGCCCCAUCAUGAUGAGAACAGCCAGGCCCAGUCCCUGGAGGUGUACCUGUUGAGGAGGAGGAAGAAGAAGAGGAGGCGUCGUGAGGAUGAGCGUGGUAAGAAGAUCCGCACAUUCAACAAAGAGGUCCAAACUGUGUAUGGAGGUCUGGCUGACCACAGUCCUUCAGCUCGCUUUGGCCAUGUGAAGGAGGGGAAACACUGCCAGCCUGCUACAGGCCCCAACAACCACCACACUCCUAAAGGGGUACACAACCACACCCACCCCCCCUUCCUGUCCCCCCAAGACCACUUCAUCCGCAGCUCGUCUCUGCAGACAGGCACCGUCUAUGGCCGCUUCAUCCACGAGGAGCGCCAGGCCAAUGGCGGAGCGUCGGUCCUGCACGCCUACGCUGAUGAGCUGGCCUCUCUACGGCCCGUGGAGAUGGAGCGCUUCACCCAGGAAUUCCUAGAGCUGGCCUUCGCUGAGAGACCCCGAGGGGCAGCCCGCUACGCCCUGGCUGUGGUGCACGGGGCUGCUGCCUUCCUCCCUGACUUCCUGGACUACUUUGCCUUCAACUUCCCCUCCACGCCGGUCAAGAUGGAGAUCCUGGGGAAGAAGGAUAUAGAGACCACUACUAUCGCAAACUUCCACUCUCAGGUGGGUCGGACCUACUGCUCUGGGACGUACAGGGCCGGACCUAUGAGACAGAUCAGUCUGGUGGGAGCCAUGGCCGAGGAGGUGGGGGACUACUUCCCAGAGUUCCUGGACAUGCUGGAGGAGUCCCCCUUUCUAAAGAUGACCCUGCCUUGGGGCAGUCUCUCCAGCCUGAAGCUGGACUGUCGUUCGCAGAGUGAUGAUGGACCCAUCAUGUGGGUCCGGCCGGGCGAGCAGAUGGUGCCAACCGCUGACAUGCCCAAGUCCCCCUUCAAAAGGCGCAGGUCCAUGAAUGAGAUCAAGAACCUUCACUACCUGCCGAGGACCAGUGAGCCCAGAGAGGUUCUGUUUGAGGACCGGACCAGGGCUCACGCCGACCACGUGGGCCAGAGCUUCGACUGGCAGAGUACGGCAGCAGUGGGCGUGCUGAAGGCUGUGCAGUUUGGAGAGUGGAGUGAGCGUCCGAGGAUAACCAAGGAUGCGGUGUGUUUCCACGCGGAGGACUUUAACGAUGUGGUCCAGAGGCUGCAGCUGGAUCUGUACGAGCCCCCCGUGUCUCAGUGUGUCCAGUGGGUGGACGAUGCCAAGCUGAACCAGCUGAGGCGGGAGGGCAUCCGCUAUGUCCGCGUGCAGCUGUGUGACGACGACAUCUACUUCAUCCCCCGGAAUGUUAUCCACCAGUUCAAGACUGUGUCGGCAGUCUGCAGCCUGGCCUGGCACAUCCGCCUCAGACAGUACCAUGAGGAGAAGGAUGGGGGGGAGCACGCCCAACACAAGCCCAACGACCAGAGCAUAACAUCAGGUAAAAUCUUUUCAUCAUCCCUCUCCCCAGCCCAGUCAGAUGCCAAAGUGCUCCACUGCGCUGGUCCAACACAGAGAGACAGGACCCAGGGAGGGGUGGCCAAGACAGAGGAACCAGUGUUUCAGAAGCCUGCUACUCCACCCAGAGAGCCCCAACCAGCCCCUCCUCAGCCUGCCAAGUCUGCCCACCUGCGACCUCCCUACCCGGGCAUCAGCCCCCUGCCAUCUGUCGCUUCUGGUUCUAACCCCCCUACACUGGAGCCCAGGCUUCCACAGGCCCUGGUCUGUCCUCCUCCCCCUGGUCUAAACUACAAUUCCCCCCGACCACACAAUGAUGUACAGCGUCACUGCCCCACUGACUUCCUUAAAUGACCUCCGCUCCCCUUUACUCCUUUACCUCCUUUACCCUCUGAGGUAGAGGAGCUUAUUUAAAGGAGUGCAACUGUGUGCAUUUAUGACUGACAUUCCUAUGUAUAAAAAAAAAAAGAAAAAAAACAAUCACAAUUUUCUUCUUGAAAUUGUUGAACUUUUUCCUUUUAAAUUAUUCCGACUAUAAUGUAUUAUUUGUAUGUGUAAAUGCAGUUUGAGACAAGCCCAGAUGUUUUUUUUUCCUUCUCUCAGCCGAAGUGUGUAAUUUAAAUGUAGAAACAUUUGUCAGAAAAAGUGUCAGUGUUUCAUAUUUGUUUUAGUAACUGAAACUUCGAUCCCUCUGGGGAGUUUCCUAACUUCUUUCAUGAGUUACUGAAGCAACUCGCUUUACCAGUCAAGAUAGAGUACCAUGGUAUAUAUCAUGAACACUGCCUAAUUAGUUUUUAAAUGACAUGUUUUCCCAUCUCAAACGGUGAAAUAAAAUGUAAAAAUAUAUAGUAAGUGCCUAUUAAGUGCAAAAUAAAGGGACAGGGUUGACCGUAAACAGGGUUGACGAUUUCAUCUUCAAGCAGCCAUCAAUCUGACAGGGGAAACUUAUUGUUUACAACAGGGAGUGGCAAUUGAAUGCAAGUUUCACCAAAUUUGAAAACAUCCUAACCUGUCUAUCAAUGGAUUCAGGGUUGUCACCUGCUUUAAAAACGAUGAUUUGAUUAUUAGAUGUUCAUUGUUUCUUUUGAAAAAUAAGUUUUAAAAAGGAAUGGUUUCAUCAUAUUAAAACUGGAGUUCAGUUCAUGUAACAGGGUUGACCUUAAAAUGAGGGACAGACAUAAAGGAACCUCUAAUCACAUGAAAUGACUUGGUCAAAGCAACACAAUAACAAGGGCUUUACAAUGAUGGUGAAAACUUGGAGAAAGUUUGGGGUUAAGUGGGGUAAAAUGUCCCUGAAAGGGACAUGUCAAAAUGCUGCAUUUCUGCACUUUAGGAAGUCUUUCUUCAUAUAUUUAAAAUUUAAAAAACGGAUUUAUUGAAUUCUCCAUAUUGUCUAUAUUAAAGGGCACUUAUUUGAAUAUAACAGGAUUUAACCAAUUCUGUAUUGGUGCACAUUUUCUACUUAAAAUAUUUAGUGGAACGACCCUGUUAUGGUUUCUUUUGAGCUUAGUCAUAUUCUGUUGUGGUGUGGAGUGUGGCUGAUGACCAAGGCAUGCUAUGUGUAGUGUUAAUACAAAUACUGUUACUGUUGUUGCUGUUUCUAAUUUAAUUCAUGAGAUAUUGUUUUUACUAUGUUGUCUAACAAAAAGUCAAGACAAUUUUUGGGGGAAAAAAUAAUAAGUUACAUUUAAUAGAAUUAUGUUAUUAAAGGUGUGAUCAGUCAUGUAAAUUGAGAAAACACACAAUGGAAUGCAUCAACUUUUCCUGUGUUUAAAAAAAAUAAAUAACUGUAUGCCUGUA
This is a messenger RNA of Oncorhynchus keta (chum salmon), 3991 nucleotides long. RefSeq names its product lysine-specific demethylase 9. The record is from RefSeq and is a predicted model, not a curated record. The transcript is spliced from 7 exons. Lineage: Eukaryota; Metazoa; Chordata; Actinopteri; Salmoniformes; Salmonidae. Bases 167 to 2545 code for a protein of 792 amino acids. Gene Ontology annotation, cellular component: nucleus.